Molecule: messenger RNA, 2661 nt
Organism: Phialemonium atrogriseum
Lineage: Eukaryota; Fungi; Ascomycota; Sordariomycetes; Cephalothecales; Cephalothecaceae
Product: Alpha/Beta hydrolase protein
Exons: 6
Coding region: 184-2661 (825 amino acids)
Molecular function (GO): dipeptidyl-peptidase activity
Source: RefSeq, a predicted model, not a curated record
GGGAGAGCUUUUUCGGCCUCCCCGCAGAGACUUGCCCACUGCCAGCAGGGUGAGUUUAUCCGCCAAAGGCGACUUAAGCGCAUGAAGCACAAGUGAUAAUAAAACCAGCUUCCAAGCAGGCCCAACAACGAUAGCAGUAACUGGCAAAAUCAAUCCUGUUAGCCUUAUAAAAAUCUUUUCCAAAUGACAGGCCCAAGGGAACACGUCUUGCUUACGUUGGGAGAGCUGGAGAAAGCCAGGAGGUUGGGGACAUGGACAAAGGCAAAUGACCCUUCCCUCAGGGGCUGUGGCGAGCCCAGCCCAAGAACCGAAACGCGAAACAACAUGAUCAUUGACAUCGAUGUGGCGAUCGAGACACGGGAUGGAACCACGUUGCGCGCCAACAUCUACCGUCCUGAGCAACAGGGGAGCGCCAGGUUGCCAGUGAUUUUCAAUUACACCGCAUACGGCAAGGAUGGUGCUAUUGAUAUGGCCACCUUCCCUCCUCAAUCUGGAAUUGACGAGUCGAGAAUGACCCCGGACUACCAGUUUGAGUCAACGGACUGCCAGUGGUGGUGCCCCAGGGGUUACGUCUGUGCCACGGUUGAUGUUCGAGGAUCGUUCAAAUCCGACGGCGACAAGAGUUAUUAUUCCCGCGACGUCGGUCUCGAUGGAUAUGACGUCGUCGAGUGGCUUGGUGCGCAAGAGUGGAGCAACGGCAAAGUGGGAAUGUACGGCGCCAGUGGUUUUGCCAUGGUGCAAUGGUUGGUUGCCGCUGAACGACCCCCGGCCCUGGCUGCUAUUAUGCCCUUCGAUGGCAUGACAGACCUCUACCGUGAAAUGGCUCACAAGGGAGGAAUUCCAGAAACUCAGUUCACUAUGGUGUACCCGCAUCUCUUCAACUGGGGAAAGGGCCUCGUCGAAGAUUCCCAAGCCGUCGCGGAACAACACCCAUUUUUCGACGAAUAUUGGCAGAGCAAAAUCCCUCGGUUGGACAACAUUGUGUGCCCCGCGUACGUUGCUUGCAGCUGGGGGGACCAUGGCAUUCACACCCGCGGUACAUUGCAUGGGUGGCGUACCCUGAGUUCCAAGGACAAAUAUCUCGAGAUCCAUCCAUACCAGAAGUGGGAAUAUGCGAUGACGGAGGAGUCCCUCAAACGCCAACUAGCCUUUUUCGACACCUACCUCGCAGGAAAGGAUACCGAAGUCAGGUACUGGCCAAAAGUCCGAUUUGCCAUGCGAGAGCGCUUCUAUGUGAGCGAGUGGCGGUACACCUCCAGCUUCCCAUUUCCAAACACCGAGUACACUCGUUUUUACCCGCACCCGUCGGGUGGGCUAUCCUCCCUUGCUCAGCCAGAAGCCCAUUCCAUGUCCUAUGAUGCGAGAGAGGGCGCUGCCGUAUUCGAGUUGCCAAUGCUCCAGUCGUUCGAGUUCGCCGGUUAUGCCAAACUCAGGCUGUGGGUGGAAGCGCAAGGGAACGAUAAUAUGGACCUCUUCAUUACUCUGCGGAAGGUCGAUGCAGCUGGAAAUGAGGUCUGUUUUCCAUGGCUGACCAUCAACGACAACGGACCUAUUGCCUUCGGCUUCCUGAGAGCCUCGCGUCGCGAGCUUGAUUCAACCAAAUCCACAGAGUACCGACCAUAUCAUUCGCAUUCUCGAGAUUUGCUGUUGCAGCCUGGCGAGAUAGUCCCCCUGGAUAUCGAGAUCCUCCCAACGUCGUGCCGGUUCCGACCCGGCGACAGGCUUCAAGUCCACAUCUGCGGCCACGAUUACAAGGAGUAUCCCCCGUUCAUCCCCGUAUCACGUCACACCAAUACCGUCAACAAGGGCACCCACGUCAUUCAUUUCGGCGGAAACUAUGACAGCCAUCUGAUCCUACCGGUGAUUCCGCCUGUUCCGGGCUCCAUACUUCGGAACCCCACGACAGUGAAGCUGGUAAUGGCCGGCAAGAGAGUCAAAGGAUGGCCCGAUGAGAAGUUUAUCCAAGAGUACCAAGUGGUGCAUGCGGACAUGACUCGGCAAGCGGCCCAAUUCGAUCCACUUCUCCUAGGCUACCGGCAAGUCCUGGCAGUCCCUAAACCAAUGCACACAUACUUUGGCAAAGACGCCGGUGACUGGGAUUGUAUUUCCCAGUUGUCGUGGUCGAGCAUGACUGCCCUCAGUUCGCACCUGAAGGCACCGGAAUAUCAAGCUCACGCUGGUAAACAUGUCUUCACUGAGCCACAGACUUUGGGAUCUGUUUGCCAGGCCGUGGGGGAAAUCAUGCUCGAUCCGGUCACCUACGAAAAACGAAAACCCGGCUUCAUGGUGUUUGCUUACCUGUCAAAGCAAACGGCCGGCAUCCGCGAGCAGGUACCGGAGAAAGACCUCGAGGAGAGACUGGCAACGGUAGCCAAGGCCGCUGCUGGAACAGACCUCCUCCGCUACGUCAUCAACCGAGAUAUAUCCCCUUCGGACCCAACAGAUUUCUUCAGAGGGACCCCCUUCAUGCAAGGCCGGUGGGGGGAGACUGGCGCGACAGAGCAAUAUUGGUUCGCCAAUGCAGCAGCUGCUUCUACCUUCUUCGCCGACGGAGAUCGCAAAGAGGCCUUAGUGGAGUUGCCAACCUCACUCAGUGGUGAAAGCUCCCUUUUCAUUGCCGGAAAAGAAUCAGUUGUAUUUAGUAAACGACGGAACUUCUGA